Molecule: messenger RNA, 2512 nt
Organism: Drosophila persimilis
Lineage: Eukaryota; Metazoa; Arthropoda; Insecta; Diptera; Drosophilidae
Product: sodium-dependent nutrient amino acid transporter 1
Exons: 7
Coding region: 578-2506 (642 amino acids)
Biological process (GO): sodium ion transmembrane transport
Cellular component (GO): membrane
Molecular function (GO): L-amino acid transmembrane transporter activity
Source: RefSeq, a predicted model, not a curated record
UAAAUAUUGCAAGUACUAAUACUAUUUGAGAGGGUAUUAUAUAUGCAUAUCUCCCUGGGUUUGAACUGGGGACGUCGGCAGGGAGAUUGACGAUGAUCAGUAGAGAUGCCGCCCGGCUGAAUCUGAAUCUGGCACAGUUAAUUGAAAUGAUUUGCAUUUUGAGGGCAGGGUCGCAGUAAUUAAUGUUCGUUGGAUGGGUUAGAGAUACUCCCAAGCGAUGAUCAAUGUGAGUAGCGUAACCCUUCGUGAGCCGAUGGAUUCAUAUGUAAGAUCUUGGGCUUGAGUUCCCCUAAUAAUUCCUGUUUGGUUGAAAUUCUCAGUGCGCAACGGGCAUCGCUAUAGCACUCAGCGCUCAUCUCGGCAAAUAUCAGAUGGUGCCGCUGCCUCGGCUUCGGAGGUUUCCUAGUCCAGUAUCAGUUAUGCUUCAGUUAGUCGCACUGGGCCGUUUGCUAUAGACGGUUGACGGUGACAAAGUAGGACAUCGGGACAUCUGUUGUAUGCGAGAUUAAGAAGAUUCCAAGUGAAAGUCUUCUUCGUUUACUGUCCUAGGAAUUAAGUCAGUCCUAAUCCAAUAACUAUGGAUGCUGCUGCAGAGUACCAGAGACUGAGCCAAAGGAUGGAUAAAAGCCAGGCAAAAGACCAGACAGAGAGAAGCUCCGUUCUCUAUACCACAUCCAGCGAUGAGCUUACUAUUAACUGUUGCCUAAACAAAAUCGAGGGACAACUUCCGUUGGAGGGACAGGCAGAGGCGGUGGAGAGGGGUGUAAAAUCCUCUGGCCAGCGCGAUCAAUGGAGUCGGGGAGUGGAGUUCCUCUUUUCGUGCAUUGCUCUGUCCGUGGGCCUGGGAAAUGUCUGGCGCUUUCCGUUCAUCGCAUUGGAGAAUGGCGGGGGAGCCUUUGUGAUCCCCUAUGUAAUAGUACUCCUCCUGAUCGGCAGACCGAUCUAUUAUCUGGAGGUGGUCAUAGGACAGUUCUCGAGCCGGGGCUGCAUCAAGGCCUUCGACAUGGUGCCCAUUAUGAAGGGAAUCGCCUACGGCCAGGUAUACUCCACUGCCCUGGCCACCACCUACUACGCCUGCAUUAUGGCCUUAACCAUACGCUAUCUGGUGGCUAGCUUUGAAGCUGUCCUGCCGUGGACCUACUGUCUGGUGGAGUGGGGCAGUGCUUGCGUGGCCACAGGAGCCACCGUCACACCCAACGGAACUGCCCUCGGCCAGGGUGUAUCUUCUGCGGAGCUUUACUUCACGCAUACGGUGCUCAGGGAGCCUGAGAACCUGCAGGAGAAUGGCCUGGGAACUCCCAGCUGGGACCUGGUGCUCUGCUUGUUCGCUACCUGGCUGAUCAUUGGCACCAUCCUCUUCAAAGGCAUACGCAGCUCGGGCAAGGCAUCCUACUUCCUGGCCCUCUUUCCGUAUCUGAUCAUGCUGAUCCUGUUGGGGAGGGCGUUGACCUUGCCCGGCGCCUGGCGCGGCAUCGUCUACUUCCUCGAGCCGAAGUGGUCCGAGCUGCUGAAUCCGCAGGUCUGGUAUGCUGCCAUCACCCAGAUGUUCUUCUCGCUGGCUAUCUGCUUCGGCACCCUGGUCAUGUACGCCUCCUUCAACGACUUCCACAAGAAUGUCCACAAAGAUGUUAUCAUCAUCACCAGCAUUGAUUCCUUCACCUCAAUCCUUGCCGGCUGCAUCAUCUUCGGUAUCCUGGGCAAUCUGGCCCAUGAAACCAACACCGAAGACAUCGCUCAGGUGGUCCAGGGAGGAGCUGGACUGGCCUUCAUCUCGUAUCCGGAGGCGAUUGCCAAGUUCAAGUAUCUGCCGCAGCUGUUUGCCGUGCUGUUCUUCUUCAUGCUGCUGGUGCUGGGGAUCGGGUCCAACGUGGGCAUGGCCAGUUCUGUGAUCAACGUGGUUAAGGAUCGGUUCAACCAUCUGCCCCACUGGCUACUGUCCGCCACCUUCUCCCUAAUCGGCUUCCUAUGCGGGCUGGUCUAUAUGACGCCGGGCGGACAAUUCGUUCUCAACCUGGUGGACUUUUACGGCUGCACCUUCAUAGCCAUUUUCCUGGCCAUUGCCGAGAUGCUGGCCGUGGGCUGGAUCUACGGGGUGAAGCGCAUCUGCAGCGACAUCGAGUUCAUGCUGAACGUAAAGACGAGCUUCUACUGGCGCAUCUGCUGGGCCAUUGUGGCACCCGGCCUGAUGUUCCUCGUCCUGGCCUAUAUGCUUUCCAACUAUGAGCCCCUGACCUAUCGAAGUGUGGAGUAUCCCCGGGCUGCUUAUACGGCGGGCUGGAUCAUCUGGGGCCUGGGAGUGCUACAGCUGCCCAUUUGGGCCAUCUAUACGAUCUAUCAGCAGCCGGGAAAGACUUUCAGCAGCAAAUUGAAGAUGUCCCUGCAGCCCACGAUGGACUGGGGUCCCCGCCAGCCACAGGAGUUCGAGGCGUACAUCCUGCACAGGAAUCGCCAAGCGGAGUUCAAGCCGCGACGCGGCGGCUACCUCAUUGACAACAUCUUUGGCUAAACUAUU